AUCAGUCGAGCGGUGGGCGCCGAGCUGAGAAGAGCUCCGCCUGGGCGCUCCGUGAAAUGGUUGAUAAAAAGGUGCUUUUCACGGUCAAACCUUGCGACUCGAUCAUGGAUGUCCUACGGAUUUGUGUGAUUAUGAUCAGUGUAUGCUUGAACGGAUUCAAACUGUCCAAUGGUCAGAAACAAAACCUGGAUCCAAGUCUAGAAAUCUAUAGAAAGCUCUUUGAAACAAAACGCAAGGACCAGAUGCAUGCAUUGAAGAACAUGAUUGAAUUGAAUGACAUUAAUCAGCAGUACAAGAUUAUUGACAUCAUGUUGAAAGGAUUGUUCAAGGUAUUGGAAGAUUCCAAGACAAUACUGACUGGCGCUGAUGUACAAGCUGAUGGACCACUGCCUCAUGAUGAGAAACUCAAAGAUGCUUAUUCCCACAUUGUUGAAAACACAGCCUUCUUUGGGGAUGUGACUCUGCGUUUUCCGAAGAUUGUCCAUCAUUACUUUGAUCGCAACUCCAACUGGAACCACUUGAUCCGAUGGGGAAUCAGUUUCUGUAAUCAAACAGGAGUUUUCAAUGGAGGGCCACACACACAGCUUCUAAAUCUGAUGGCGCAGGAGCUUGGGAUCAGUGAAAAAUCUCCAGACUAUAAAAAUCCAUUUAAAAAUGAGGAUGAAGACUUCCUUCACAAUAACGAUGCUUUUCAUAAAGCCUUGAAAGACGAGGAGAAAAGAAGGAAAAAAGAAGACAAAAGAAAAGAGCUUCGAAAAGGACCAAGGAUCACAAAGACAAGAUCCGAGUUAUGACCUAUUGAAAGCUGACAACCACUGGGACCAUUUAUGCUGUUGUCUGGAGCUGCUUGAAAUCUUUCACUGGCAUAAAUAUCUAUAUACGUCUGAAUAAAAUCCCCUCAGGACGGCGGUAACCUGUACAGGUUUGCUCUCACUAGAGCUGCUCUCUUUCCUUUAAAAAGGAAGUUUCAUUAUAAGGACCACAAUUUUUUUGGUUUAUGCAAAUAAAAUGGAUGGAAUCACUGAAUUUAAUCCCUGAAACACUGGUAAGAAAGCCAGAAUCUGAUGUAACAUGCUUUGAGUUAUUUCAUCACCAUCAAACAGUGAUUUUGAUUUUAAGGAAUUGCAAGGCCUCUCUGUAUUCUAAGUUGGACUGCUGAUUUUCUGUUUUAACAAUAAAAUACAAUAAGGUACGAAAGCAUGUGAUCCUAA
This is a messenger RNA of Carcharodon carcharias (great white shark), 1211 nucleotides long. RefSeq names its product coiled-coil domain-containing protein 134-like. The record is from RefSeq and is a predicted model, not a curated record. The transcript has 7 exons. NCBI's taxonomy places the organism in Eukaryota, Metazoa, Chordata, Chondrichthyes, Lamniformes, Lamnidae. The coding region runs from base 57 to 794 and encodes 245 amino acids.